AUGUCCACACUCAAAGUUCUCGUUGUAGGCGGAGGCAUCGCCGGCCCCUCAGUAGCCCACUGGCUCUCCCGUACUGGCGCAGAAAUCACCCUCAUCGAGCGCUCCCCCAAACCCAGAACAAACGGCCAGCAGCUUGAUCUUCGUCAUCAAGGUGUAGCGGUAAUGAAGAAAAUGGGUAUUGAGCCUGCGAUUCGCGCUAAGCAUGUUCAUGAAGUCGGAACGCAGAUGAUUGACACGAAUGGCCGGACCAAAGUGUUCUUCCCGACGAUUGAGAGCGGGACUGGGCAUCAGAGUGUCACGACCGAGUAUGAGAUUAUGCGUGGUGAUCUCGUCAAUAUCCUGUUGGGGCUUACGCGGGAUAAGAAGAAUGUGAAGCAUCGCUUUGGAACAAGUGUUGCGAGCCUGACGCAGGAUGAUGAGAGUGAUCCGAAUGGCAAGGUCCAUGUCGGGUUUGAUGAUGGUCAAAAAGGCGAUUUUGAUCUCGUCGUCGCUGCUGAUGGCACGGGUUCGAGGACGCGACAGCUCAUGCUUGGACCUGAUGCUCCAGAUCCACGACAUUUCCUCGGUGGCUACAUCGGCUUCUUCAGUGUCUUGUCCAAACCACACGACACAAAUCGCUUCACGUUCUGCCAUAUGCCUGGCUCACGCUGGCUCGGCACAAGAAAGGACAGUCCAGACAUGACACGCGUGUACAUGAACAUACAGAGUCAGAACGAGGGUCUCGCAGCGGCGCACAAGUCGGGAAAGCUAGAUGAUCUCAAGGCUGCUUGGGCGGAUGUCUUCGCAGAUGGAAAAUGGGAGAGUGCUCGGUUCAUGGAGGCCUUGAAGAAUUCAUCAGAGGUAGAUGAUCUCUAUUCCACGCCCUGCCAAGAAGUUCGACUCCCGCCUGGAUCAUGGUCCAAAGGCCGUGUCGUAGCCCUCGGCGACGCAGCGCAUGCUCAGACUGCAAAUGGCUUCGGAACAACAUGGGGUAUGGUCGGAUCAUACAUCCUCGCUGGCGAAGUAGCGACUCUGUACAAGCAAGAUCCCAGCAAGGGAGUUGUGCAGGGCGUCAAGCGAUAUGAGGAGGUCUUUCGACCGAUAGCGACGUCUCUGCAGGGCGACCAAAGCGCAUUUGCUAAAGCGAUGUUUGCGCCAAAGACGCAACUUGGGGUGCUGAUGCUUCACACGCUGGGAAAACUGGCAUUGUGGUUCAAGCUAGAUCAAGGAAUGGGCCUUGACUCCAAGAUCGCAAACUGGCAACUUCCAGAAUAUCCAGUACUAAACGCUGAAAAAUAA
Messenger RNA from Fusarium subglutinans, 1278 nucleotides. RefSeq names its product 2-polyprenyl-6-methoxyphenol hydroxylase. Gene Ontology annotation, molecular function: FAD binding. Lineage: Eukaryota; Fungi; Ascomycota; Sordariomycetes; Hypocreales; Nectriaceae. Bases 1 to 1278 code for a protein of 425 amino acids. The transcript has a single exon. The record is from RefSeq and is a predicted model, not a curated record.